This is a messenger RNA of Coccomyxa subellipsoidea C-169, 216 nucleotides long. RefSeq lists its product as hypothetical. The record is from RefSeq and is a predicted model, not a curated record. The coding region runs from base 1 to 216 and encodes 71 amino acids. The transcript is spliced from 2 exons. NCBI's taxonomy places the organism in Eukaryota, Viridiplantae, Chlorophyta, Trebouxiophyceae, Coccomyxaceae.
AUGGGAGAGCCGAAGGGCUAUAUGGUAGGGCUUAAGAUUAACGCCAAUACAUAUGCUGUGGUUGCGGCGCUGUUUGCUACAGUCACCUACGAUGCCCAUGUCAACCCCCCAAAGAGUGAGGAUUACGUGGCAUUGUACUUCUUCUUCUACUGCAAUCUAUUGACCUUCUGGUUCUCGCUGGGCCUGCUCGCAGCUGUACCUUUUGCUGACAGCUGA